Strongylus vulgaris is the source of this 687-nucleotide messenger RNA. The record is from the annotation of a GenBank genome assembly. NCBI's taxonomy places the organism in Eukaryota, Metazoa, Nematoda, Chromadorea, Rhabditida, Strongylidae.
AUGUUUGGUGCUGACAAGUUGUUCGCUGGUUUUCCGCGGCCUCAUUCCAUGCCCACACCGAAUUCUAACUUGUUUGGAUAUUCUUGCAACAAUCAUCCUGCUCCUGGACUUAUGCCUUCACAUUACGGGCUUCCUGAUGAUACGUUGCCAAUGCUGUUUGCAGCUGGAGGUGGAAAUAUGUUUCUCAAAUCUGCUGCGCCCUCUACGCCCACUUGCAUGUCAGGAAAUGCCAGCAUGUGUUCUAACGACAGCGCAUCGAGUGGUACUUCACCUCCAAACGGCUGUUCUACGAUGAUGCCUCCAAUCGAGACGCCAAAGUCGCCUGUCUCGACGAGAAGACUGCUUGGUACACCAUCACGUCCAGCCUCACAGUUCCUUUCGAAUGAUGUCGAAGUCUUUGCUCGCAAAGUUUUCGUUGGUGGACUUCCUAUCGACGUCACUGAAGACGAAAUCUGGCAAACUUUCUCGAUUUUUGGGAAUGUGCUCGUGGACUGGCCUCGUCGUCCGGAUGGUACCAGCUCUCGGGAUGAAGAUUCGGGAAGAGGAUGUGAGUGGUGUAUUGCGCUCUUGGAAUUGUGCCCCUACAUUUUAGCACGAUCAAUGACUGGCUAUGUGUUUCUUGUAUUUGAGGAAGAGCGUUCAGUACAAUAUCUUGUUAGCGAAUGUCAUAAGGAAGAUGAUCGGUGA